UUUUACUUAGGUUUUGUGUUAUGAGUCAUUUUCCUCAUGUCAGUUUGGAGGUGUGCAGAUUUUCGGUGUUUUUUUAUUUGUGGUAAAACAUAAAGUGUAUCAUUUAAACCAAUUUUAAGUGUGCAGUUCAGUGGCAUUAAGUACAUUCACAUUGUUGUGCAACCAUCAUCACCAUCCAUCCAUCUCCAAAACAUUUUUAUAUUCACAAACUGAAUCGCCAUUAAUCAGACUUCACAUUCCCCACCCUUCCCCCAGCCUCCAGCAACCACCAUUCUACUUUGUCUAUGAAUUUCACUAUUCUUGGUACCCCCUAUAAGUGGAAUCUUUAAAUACUUGAACUUUUGUGUCUGGCUUAUUUCACUUUACAUCAUGUCUUCAAGAUCCUUCUUUGUUGUAACAUAUGUCAGAAUUUCCUUCCUUUCUAAAGCUGAGUAAUAUUCCAUUGUAUGUUUGUACCACAGUUUGUUUAUCCAUUUUAAUCUGUUAAUGGACAGAUGGGUAGUUGCUAUAAAUAUGAGUGUACAAAUUGCUCAGUUCCUUGCUUUCAAUACUUUGGGGUAUAUACCCAGAAAUGGAAUUAGUGGAUCACAUCAUAAUUCUGUGUUUAAUUUUUUGAGGAACUGCCAUACUGUUUUCCACAGCAAUAGCACCAUCUCAUAUUCCAACUAGUAAUGCACACAGAUGCCAAUUUCACAACCUCACCAACACUUACUCUUUUCUGGUUUUCUGAUAAUAACCAUCCUAAUGGAUAUAAAGUGAUACUUCAUUGUAGUUUUUAUUUGCAUGUCUCCGAUGACUGCUGGCAUUGAGCAUCUUUUCAUGUGUUUAUUGGCCACUUAUAUAUCUUCUUUAGAGAAAUGUCUGCUGAAGUCCUUUGUCCAUAUUUUAGUUGGGUGUUUUGUUGUUAAGUUGUAUGAGUUUUUCAUAUACUCUGGAUAUUAAUCCCUUAUCAGAUACAUGAUUUGCAAGUAUUGAUAUUUUCUCCUGUUCUGUAGGCCUUCUCAUUUUUUCUUUCUUUUUUUUUGUUUUUUGUUUUUUUUUUGUUUUGUUUUUAAAGUGCACAGAAGUUUUUAAUUUUGAUGAAGUCCAAAUUACCUAUUUUUUCUUUUGGUGUCAUAUCCAAGAAAUCAUUGCCAAAUCCAAGAUUAUGAUCCAGAAUUAUUUCAUGUCUUCUAAGUUUUAUGAUUUUAGUUCUUACAUUUAGGCCUUUGGUCUGUUGUAAGUUAAUUUUUUGUAUAUGGUAUAAGGUAAGGGAUUGGUUUUUCCAUGUGAUAUUCAAUUUUCUGAGUACCAUUUGUUGAAUUUUUUUUAAAGCAAUUUUUUCUAGUGUGAUUUUUGUUGCUUAGGGACAACUCUUCUUUUUUCUUACAGUAUCUUUGUGUGACCUAAAUACCUUUUGUCAUACUCACUUUUUUGAAAGAUUAGUUUCCUGAGCUUUAAGUAGAUGUAUUUCAGAGGAGCUUUUCUAAUUUCACGGUUAUUUUGUGUAAUGUUCAGAAAUGUAGCAGAUUGCUUUCCAGGGUUUCCUGGCUGUGUUCCCCUCCCUCAUUUUUAUCUUCAUUUUGCCUUGUACCUAUCCUGACAGUUUUGCUUUUUGUUCCCAUAGGAUUUUCUUCAGUAUGGAGUCCUGGAAGAUAGCUUUGGGAGAUCAGUUUCGAAAGUUCAUAGACAUUAAUUUCAAGCCUUUAAGCCUUACUCUAGGCGUCCUGCAUUCAUCCACUUAACUGGACUUGCCAGAAUUUUUCCCCGGUUUAGCUGCUGUUCUUGAUUGGCCUACCAUGAUUUCCAGUGGAUACCUGUUGGCUCCUUUGAGUUUCUUGUUAUCAAGCCCAGCACAUGCCCCAUUACUUCCCUUUCUUUAUUGCUUAGAUGCUAAUACUGUAGAUACUGUGAUUACAGUAAUCUGUUUUCUCCUCAUCCAUUUGUAUUUUGGAAUUUCCUUGUCAGGUGAUUUGGUUAUGAACAUCCAUAGGUUCUUGGUUUUGCUAUUUUGUUAUUCUGAUUUUCUGUGGAGAUUCAGGUAAACAUGGUGGAUGAUCCAUCUGGAAGAGUUUGAUAGACAUAUAAAAACAUGUGAUAUUCCUGAUAGAUUUUUUUCAAAUUGAUUCUUAAAAGAACUCCAGAAAGUUUAAAAAAGCUUUAAUGUCAUUUUGAAACAUGGCGCUCUUUACGUCUGAUUACGUGUGUUGAAUGUAUUGACUGUAUCUUAUACAAGUCUUUAUAAAGUCGUAAUGAAGCAGCUAUUUUUCCCCAAAAAAUUGUGAUUGUAAAAUAUUCAAAUAAUUCAAACCUUUUUUUGUGCGCACACACAUACUUGUAUCUACUAGUCUUUUUUAAUUAUUUAUUUAUAUAUUAUUUUAUUGUCUGUAUUAGGUCUUUUAUUUUUGCUGUGUGCGGGCUUUCUUUUUAGUUGCGGUGAGUGGGGGCUACUCUUCCUUGCCGUGUGCGGGCUCCUCGUUGCCAUGGCUUCUCUUGUUAUGGAGCUCGGGCUCUAGGCGCGUAGGCUUCAGUAGUUGCAGCACAUGGGCUCAAUAGUUGUGGCGCACGGGCUCUAAAGUGCAGGCCCAAUAGUUGUGGCACACGGGCUUAGUUGCUCCGCGGCAUGUAGGAUCCUCCUGGAGCAGGGAUCGGACCCGUGUCCCCUGCAUUGGCAGGCGGAUUCUCAACCACUGCGCCACCUAGGAAGCCCUGUAUCUACUAGUCUUGAUAGUUCAUAUGCUUCUAUGGUGGCUUUAGCUCAUUUGUCCCAGGACUAAGAAAGUAUUUUAUACAAUUUGGUAAUGUAGUAAUUCUAAACUAAGCGUGGUCUAUAGAAUAGAGCAGAUUUUUACGUUAACAAAUAUGCAGAGUGUUUGCAUUAGCCAGGGCACACCAAGGUCUCUGUAUGAAGACUGACUGUAUGUAAUUUAUAAACUGAUUUGAGGGCAGAACAAAGAUGUUUUUAGUACAUAAAAUUGUUCACAGUAAUUUUUUUAAAGUGAAGCUGAAAUUAGAUCACUGUACAUUCUACUAUAAACAUGUAUAUACAUUCUAGGGAAUGAGGAAGAUGAUAGAAACAUCCUUACCACCCCACAACAUUUGGGGACAUAAACUUAAUAUUUUAUACUUAAAGUUAUGGUUCUGGUUGUAAAGCUGGCAUGUUAAGUACUCUGUGUAUGUCAUAUUUAAGGAAAUAGAUGUAAUAUGAACUGAUAGGCACAGAAGUUUCUUUUGAUAGUAAUGAAAAUAUUAUACCUUAAAAUUCACCCAUUUAGAAUGUGCAAUUCAAUGGGUAUAUUUACAGAGUUGUGCAGCCCUUAUCACAAUCUAAGUUUAUAAUACUUUUAUCACCCCAAAAAGAAACCCCGUGCCCAUUAACAGUUCAUUGAUUUUUCUUCCUCUCCCAAUCCUAGACAGCCAUCCUGUGUCCCUAUAGAUUUGCCUAUUGUGGACAUUGCAUAUAAAUGGAAUUAUGCAAUAUAUGGUAUUGCACCUAGCAUAAUGCUUCCAAGAUUCACCCAUGGUGUAGCAUAUAUCAGCACUUCAUUCCUUUUUAUUGCUGAGUAAUAUUCCAUUCAUCAUGUGGAUAUUCCUCAUUUUAUUUGUCCAUUCAUCAGUUUAUGGACAUCUAGUUUGUUUCAACUUUUUUGCUGUUGUGAAAAAUGCUGAUGUGAACAUUCGUGUACAAGGUUUUGUGUGGACUUUUUGUUUGUGUGGACUUUUGUUUUUGUUUCUCUUGGGCAUAUACCUGCAAGUGGAAUUGCUGGAUGGUGUGGUAAACCUAGAUCUCAUUAAUCUUGGAUAGCUUUUUAAAGACAUUUUGAGAAACAGCCUAAUUGUUUUCCAAGGUAUUCAUACCAUUUUACCUUCCAACAAACAAUGUAAAAUGGUUCUGCUUUCUCUACAUCUUUGGCAGCACUUAAACUGUUGUUUUUUUUAAAUUAUGAUUAUCCUAGUGAGUGUACAGUAGUAUUAUUGUAUUAUUGAUUUGCAUUUCCAUAGUGAUUAAUGGUAUUGAGCAUCUUUUCAUUUGUCUGUAGGCCAUUUGUAUAUGCUUAACCCUUGAACAGUGCAGGGUUUAGGGACUCCACUCCCACACAGUAGAAAAUCUGCAUAUAACUUUACAGUUGCCUUGCCCUCUGUGUACAUGGUUCCACAUCUGUGCAUUCAACCAACUGCAGUUCCUAAGGUACUGUAAUAUAUAUUUAUUGAAAAAAAUCUAAGUUGUAGGAGGUGUUUAUAUAUUCUGGAUAACGAUCCCUUAUCAGAAAAAUAAUUUGCAAGUAUUUUCCUCCAUUCUGUUGCUUGUCUUUUUCACAUUCUUGAUAGUGUCAUUUCUAACACAUGUAUCCAAUUUAUUAAUAUUUUCCUUUUGUAACAUUUGCUUUGGUGUAUCUAAGAAAGCAUUGCCUGAUACAAAGUCAUGAAGAUGUAUUCCUGUAUUCUUCUAGGAGGGUUUUUUUUGGGUUUUUUAUUUUGUUUUUUUAAAUAGUUUUAGCUCUUACAUUUUGGUCUGUGAUUCAUUUUCAGUUAAUUUUGGUUUGUAGUGUUAAAAAGGGGGAUGGACGUCAUUUUUUUUGCAUGUGCUUAUAUGGUUGUCCCAGGACUAUUUGUUGAAAAGGCUCUUCUUCCCCUCAUCAAAUUAUCUUGACACUCUUGUUGAAAAAUCAGUCAACCAUAAAUAUAAUGUUUAUUUCUGAACUCUUUAUUCUAUUCCAUAACCUGUAUGUCUUUAUGCCAGUACCACAUUGUCUUGAUUACUGUAUCUUUGUAAGUUUUGAAUUCAGGAAGUAUGAGUCUUCCCAACUUUGUUCCUCUUUUUCAAGAUUGUUUUGGUUAUUCUCUGUCCCUUGCAUUUCUAUUUAAAUUUUAGGAUCAGCUGGUCAAUUUCUGCAAAAAAGAAGCUGGGAUUUGACAAGUAUUUUAUGAAUCUGUAGGUCAAUUUGGGGAAUAAGGCCAUCUUCACAAUAUUAAUUCUUCUAUAAUAUUUUUAUAUUUUAUUGGCUGCUUUGGGUCUUUGUUGCUGUACAUGGGCUUUCUCUAGUUGCUGCAAGGUGGGGCUAUUCAUUGUGGUGCAUGGGCUCCUCAUUGCAGUGGUUUCUCUUGUUGCCGAGCACAGGCUCUAGGCAGCGUGGCCUUCAGUAGUUGCAGCACAUGGGCUCAGUAGUUGUGGCUCACAGGCUCUAGAGCAUAGGCUCAGUAGUUGUGGCAUGUGAGGUUUUCCCGGCAUGUGAGAUUUUCCCGGAGCAGCGCUCGAACCCAUGUCCCCUGCAUUGGCAGGUGGAUUCUUAACCGCUGCACCACCUAGCAAGUCCCAAGCCAGCUCUCUUUUAAAUGCAACUAGAUGUCCCAAAUAAUAUCCAACUUGAAGAUUUUUUAUUAAAUUCCAACAUAAAAUUUCUUACAUUGGCAGUAUUACACUCACACAUAGUUAUAUGGGUACGAAAACAGCUAAAAUGCCAGAGUGAGUUAAUGACAUUUUCAUAAUACUGAAAGGGUUUAAAUGCCUUUUUAACAUUGUACUGGAAUUUUGGUGUAAUUUGUUGAAGCUUGGUGAUCUUUCUUAGUAACAAAUGGACAUUUUGACCUACUCCAUUUUAUUCUUUGUUGGGGGGCUAUUUUUCCUUAUAUCUACAUUUUUACUUCACUUUUCCUGUUCUGGGAUCCUCUUUCUGUGAGUCUUUGCUGAAGUUAUACCAUUACCACUUUUCCUGAACUAUAGCUGUAGGCCAGUGAGUUCCAAAUUCUGAGCUGCGGUACCUAGAAUUAGCUGGAUAUUUAUUAAAUGAAGCAUCUUCAAGGCACAGAAAAUAGUUAAUCCUAGUCUUAUCUAGGGGACGAGGGAGUGUUGGAGCAGUUAAGGAACAAGAGAGAUAUGGCCUCACCAGGCUGUAGGACCUAAAGAGGAAACCUGAGAACAGACUAAAACAAGCUUGUUGCUAAUGUAUUAGCAAAUAGAAAGCGGACUUGGAGGUGUUUUCUUUGCUUCUGUUAGGGCUUUUUUGGAUUAGGAGAUUUAAAGUUGAAAAGUAAUAAAACAGCUAUGGCUAGUUCUUAAAUACAAAUGUAUACACAAAGUGUAUGCAGAAAAUUCAUUACUAAAAGAAUAAAGACUAGGUAUGGUUUAUUUGAAACUGAUUGUGAUAUAGGCAUUUUCAGUGACUUAGAAAUCACCCAAGCUUUUUAUUAAUGCAAACUGACCUUGCCUCCAACUAUCAAGGUUGAAGCCAGCAAUGGAGAGUGAAGAAUGUCAGCAGUGAGGGCAUCAUGAGCAGAAGGGGGAGACAGCGGCCAGGAAUGGGCAGGAGGAGAAAGAUGGAGAAGGAAGGGAGUCAGAUCAAGAGGUAGGAAUGGAAACAUACAAAGGAAUAGAAAAAGAGAAGGGUGUAAAAACAAUUGGAGGGAGAAGGGAAGAGGUAAUGAUUGAAGUAAAAUCAAUUGUCUCAUUUCAGUGUUUGAAUCUGCUUAUUAGUUAGAACUACAAUGAACCCUUUAAAGAAUUGAGUUUAACCGUGGAAGGAAGAAGUUGAGCAAGAAAGAAGGGAAUUUUGAAGUGUGUUAAAUCACUUUAAAUUUAAGAUCAACAGUAAAACUAUACAACUGUUGUUUCAUUUUGCAACAUAAUAAUAUUUGAGUCAUAUUACUGUGGGGCACUAUUCUAAGUGCUUUACCUAUAUUGAUUCAUUUAAUCCUCACCACAACUUUAUAAGCAGAUACUAUUUCUCCCAUUUUACAGAUGCGGAAACUGAGCCACAAAGAGAAUAAGUAAUUUGCCUAGGCUAGUCAGAUAACAGAGCCAGGAUUCCGCUGAGGCAGUCUGACUACUGUGCUACAGCUGGCUUCAUCACCUCUACCUUCCCCUCUCCAUCAUUUGUAUGGUAUAUUUCUAUAGAAAUUUGUCAUUUUGAGAAUAUAAUAUCCCCUUGAAAUAGUUGUACAUCUGCUAGCGUGACAAACUCUGGACACUAUUUAAAGAUCAGGUUUCCUUCUCUUUAGUUAUAGUAACUUGAGAAAGUUUAUUAAACUUGGUACCAGAACACAAAAGAUGGAUAGUGCUUGGUCCCUGUCCCUACUGAACUAAAUCUCAGUUUGUAAUUGGUCAUUUGAACCAACCAGGUGUCUGCUCCAAUAUUGAUAUGAAUUCUUUGACUUUGAACCAAGUUUGCUAAUGAAUGUUUGUUGCCUUCAAAAGUAUGCUCACCUUUAAAAACCACAGACCAACUAGAAAUAUUGUCAUUAAUUAAAACUUUUGGAGUUAUUUUUGUUUUAAUAAGCCACACAACAAAAUCAACUUUUCAUACAAAAAGUAGUAGUAUCUAGUUUGUUUACCUUCCUUUGUCAUCCUUAAAAUUAAAGCCUCACAUAGAUGUUCACAAAGUAUUUAUCUAAAAAGAUGUUUUGUUUUGUUUUGUUUUUACAGCUCUGAUGAAGUAAGAUGUUUGCAGGCAGUAGAGGAGGAAAUGUGAAUGGAGUUAGUGGAUUUCUCCAGGAACUUUGGAAGAGUGUUGGGUAUUAGUGUUGCACUGGAGGAGGAUGAGAAUUGAGCCCUAUUUAGAGGGAGAACAGAAAGACUUCUGUGAGGAUUGUGGAUAAUAUCACCUACUGCAUUAUUUUUGGCUGCAAAAGUAGAAGAACAGGCUCGAAAACUUGAACAUGUUAUCAAAGUAGCACAUGCUUGUCUUCAUCCCCUAGAGCCACUGCUGGAUACUAAAUGUGAUGCUUACCUUCAGCAGACUCAAGAACUGGUUUUACUUGAAACCAUAAUGCUACAAACCCUAGGUUUUGAGAUCACCAUUGAACAUCCACACACAGAUGUGGUGAAAUGUACCCAGUUAGUAAGAGCAAGCAAGGAUUUGGCACAGACAUCCUAUUUCAUGGCUACCAACAGUCUGCAUCUUACAACCUUCUGUCUUCAGUAUAAACCAACAGUGAUAGCAUGUGUAUGCAUUCAUUUGGCUUGCAAAUGGUCCAAUUGGGAGAUUCCCGUGUCAACUGAUGGAAAACAUUGGUGGGAAUAUGUGGAUCCUACAGUUACUCUGGAAUUACUAGAUGAGCUAACACAUGAGUUUCUACAAAUACUGGAGAAAACGCCUAGUAGGUUGAAGAAGAUUCGAAACUGGAGGGCUAAUCAGGCGGCUAAGAAACCAAAGGUAGAUGGACAAGUAUCAGAAACACCACUUCUUGGUUCAUCUUUGGUUCAGAAUUCCAUUUUAGUAGAUAGUGUUACUGGUGUGCCUACCAACCCAAGUUUUCAGAAACCAUCUACAUCAGCAUUCCCUGCACCAGUUCCUCUAAAUUCAGGAAAUAUUUCUGUGCAAGACAGUCAUGCAUCUGAUAAUUUGUCAAUGCUAGCAACAGGAAUGCCAAGUACCUCAUAUGGUUUGUCAUCACACCAAGAAUGGCCUCAACAUCAAGAGUCGUCAAGGACAGAACAGAUAUAUUCCCAGAAACAGGAGACGUCUUUGUCUAGUAGCCAGUACAGCAUCAACUUCCAGCAGGGACCGUCUGUAUCACUGCAUUCAGGAUUACAUCACAGACCUGACAAAAUUUCUGAUCAUUCUUCUAUUAAGCAAGAUUAUACUCAUAAAGCAGGGAGCAGUAAACACCAUGGGCCAAUUUCUGCUACUCCUGGAGUAAUUCCUCAGAAAAUGUCUUUAGAUAAAUAUAGAGAAAAACGUAAGCUAGAAACCCUUGAUCUGGAUGCAAGGGAUCAUUAUAUAGCUGCCCAGGUAGAACAGCAACACAAACAUGUACAGUCCCAGGCAGCCAGCAGCAGUUCUGUAACUUCUCCCAUUAAAAUGAAAAUUCCCAUUACAAAUGCUGAAAAACCUGAAAAAUACAUGGCAGAUAAGAAGGAAAAGAGUGGAUCGCUGAAAUUACGGAUUCCAAUACCACCCACUGACAAAAGUGUCAGUAAAGAAGAAUUGAAAAUGAAGAUAAAAGUUUCUUCCUCAGAAAGACACAGCUCUUCUGAUGAAGGCAGUGGCAAGAGCAAGCAUUCAAGCCCACAUAUUAGCAGAGACCACAAGGAGAAGCACAAGGAGCAUCCUUCCAACCGCCACCACCCCAGCAGUCACAAGCAUUCCCACUCAUAUAGUGGCAGCAGCAGUGGUGGCAGUAAACACAGUGCUGAUGGAAUACCACCCACUGUUCUGAGGAGUCCAGUUGGCCUGAGCAGUGAUGGCAUUUCCUCUAGUUCCAGCUCUUCAAGGAAGAAGCUGCAUAUCAAUGAUGCAUCUCACAACCAUCACUCCAAAAUGAGCAAAAGUUCCAAAAGUUCAGGUAGUUCAUCUAGUUCUUCCUCCUCUGUUAAGCAGUAUAUAUCCUCUCACAACUCUGUUUUUAACCAUCCCUUACCCCCUCCUCCCCCUGUCACAUACCAGGUGGGCUACGGACAUCUCAGCACCCUCGUGAAACUGGACAAGAAGCCAGUGGAGACCAACGGUCCUGAUGUGAAUCACGAGUACAGUACAAACAGCCAGCAUAUGGACUACAAAGACACAUUCGACAUGCUGGACUCGCUGUUAAGUGCCCAAGGGAUGAACAUGUAAUCAUUUGUUUAGGUCAAUUUUUCCUUUACUUUUUUUAAUUUAAAAAUGGUUAGAAUGGAAAACUUCCUCCUGAUCUAGCAGUGGUAACACCUGCUGUUACUGCCACUGCUUCAAUAUUUGUAAGUGCUGCUUUAUUCUUCAUUCUGAAAAGAAGAGAUUAUAGUAAACGAGUCUUUAUCUCCACAUAUGAUAGUGUUAUAAAUACUGUAAAAGCAUGGAAGGUGCAAAACUCAGUAUUUCUACAAUUGCAGCUAAGAACAUUAGGGUGAAUGGCUGGCUGCUUCUAGGAAUAUAAGAUGCCUCAAGCAUUCAUUUAUUUAUAAUUUGAAUACUGUAGCUAUUUUUUGUUGUUGCUUGGCUUUUGAAUGAGUGUAAAUUGUUUUCUUUUGUGUAUUUAUACUUGUGUGUAUGAUUUGCAUGUUUCAAUGAAAAAGGGAUAAAACAGUAUACUGACAACUGUUUACAAGAAAGUGGAGAAAAAUGUACAUACAUUUUUGUAUGUUUAGAUAUUACCAUAAAUACUCAGGAUUGGAGCUGCUUGUAAGUAUAACAAUAUACAGAAUAACUUUAUUUUAUCUUGUCAGAGUCCAUCACUAAUCUAAAACAAAGGUGGCACUUUUUCAUGUUAACCUUAAACUCUAGGCCUUACUGGAAGCCACUGAAGGGGGACACUUCACUACCAGAUGGGUAUGCAGUGCCACAGAUGGUCAUUUACACUGUGAGGCACUGAUUCUGCCUUCAGAGGUUCUGACCAGAUUGGCUGCUGAAAUAGCCCCUAAUUUCCUGAAGGCUAGAAGAGGAAAAAAUAAAGUUUACAUACUCUUGAUGUGAAGUGCAUUUAAGUGUUUGUUGGCUUGUUGCAGUACUAUAAACACAAAGCUGUUAAUAAUGGUUAUGUAGAUUACUGUGAUUUGAAAACUAAAUUCACAAAAACUUACAUUAGUGAAGAAUUAGUAAGUUUUUUUCUUAAAUAAACUUUAACACUACAUAUUUUAACAGUAAACAGGAAUUGCUUUUCCUUUAGCAUUCAGAAUGACACCAUGUUCUUAAACAUAUUCCUCCCCUGAAGUGUGUUUGUGUGUGAUGCCAUAUUUCUUUUUCAGGUAAAUGCAGUCUUCCUUAUAAAAAUGAAAUUAAACCUAUUGCUCUCUCACUUCUUUUAUAUUCUAACAAUAAAUAAAACGAACAGAUCACUGACUGUGCACUGUACCUGUAUUUAUAGCUUAUGGUUGUUAAUAGGAAGCUCUCUGAGAAAAAAAAAAGGUAAGCCUCCAGGUAAACAGCUAGUGGAGGUUUUACAUUUGUUUGCACAUCUCAGUAUAUUCCUGUUGAGGUCAAGUUUGCACAGUCUUCUGACUUCUGAACAAAUGAUAGAAUUUAACUUGUUUAAAAUUUGUCUUAAAUGCCAGUAAUGUGGCUCUGGUUUAUCAGCUAAUCUUCAAUUCUGUGGUAAAUCUUUGAGCUGUUGAGUAUCUUUGAGGUGGGUUGAAUUCAACUUCUGUUGAACUGAAAACUGUCUUAAUUUUCCCUCUAUGUAUAUGAACUAUUUUUGUUACAAAGCCACUGAUAUGUGCACAAUUGUAAUUUUACUCAAGUAUGUUGCGGUUGUAAAUAUUAGAGAGUUUAAUCUCGUGCUCUACUUUUAUUUAGCAAUUACCUGAUUUGCCAGUAGCUUUAUAAUUUUUUUUAAGAUAAUUGUUCAUUAUUUUGUCAAUGUUAUUUGAACUUAGGAUACUAGGAGCCUCUUUCUAGGGACUUUGCCUAGCUAGCAUGUCCUAACUUUGUUCUUGUCUUGCAUAACUUUAGUAAUCUUUGUCAUUACAUGUAACUUUGUUGCUCUGUAUGGCAUAUUAUUGUAUCCAUAAACAUGGUAAUUUUGAUACAGUUAUACUUUUACAGUGGUACAUAAUCCAAGAACUAGUAUAGAAUUAAGAUGAGUGCAAGAUGAGGGAGGGAAGGGUUUUGUUCUUGGUAAUUUAGAUGUGAAACCUCUAAGGAGCUAUCAUGUGAAAUGACAUGGGGUGGUUGUGCUACUGUAUAAUUGGGGAUAAUACCAGGAAUUUUAAUAAGAUUUUGUAAAGAAUAUCCAGAAAAGUAGUGAACUUAUUUUCAGUAUGACAUAGAAAACAAUGUGAAUAUUUAAGGUCUGUGACUAUACUUAAACUUCACUAAGAAUUUGCAGAAUUGUUUUGAGAUGUGAGAAUAAAGGUAAUUUUGUUGAAUCUUUAUUGGUGCUAAUGAUGGACAGUUAAAAAGGUAGCUAGUGUAUAUUGUUAUGGGUCAGUACUUAUUAGUACUUCCAAAAUUGAAUUUGAAAUGCUAUGUAUUCACUUUUCACUCUGUAAAUGUAAUUCUUUACAAUGACUUUAUUUAUUAAAGGGCAGCCAGUUGUAAUUUUUACAGGAUUGUGUGAGCUAUUCAAACUCUUUAACCUCUGAACAGGAUAUUAGCUUUCAAAAUCACAAUGGGGAUAAAAUAUGGAAAUUCUUUUAAGUUUCAUUUCCAUUAAAUGAGAACCCUUAUAAUUCAUAUUGCCAUGACUUUAACCAUCUCAUUUGCAUAAAGUAGUUCAUCAGCCUGGUCCCAAUAGGCUCAACCAAAGAAAAAGACUCCAAUGAAUGGACAUUAUUACUGAGUCUUCUUGUAAGUAGCCAUAAAUAAACCAAAAUAGUAUCAAAUUUAGGUAUGAAAUUCCACAUGUGCAAAGUACUGUUAAGGUGACACAUUUUUGAUGAGAUUUUAAAAAAUAUUUGAACUAUUAAAAAGCAUUAUCUUUAAACAUCCUAUAAAAGAGUGAUUCAUUUUUUAGUUGUGUUUUCCCUAGAUCAAAGAUCAUGGAUUUGUUACCUUUAUGCAGAAGCACAUUACAUAGAAAGGCUUUACUUCUACCUCUUUAAACUAAUUUUUCAUUAUUGAGCUGUGCCCCCUAAAUAUUUGCCUUAUCUAUUUUAAAAUACAAUAUUUUCAGAACCAAAGCAAAGAGUGGUUAUUUUCACAGAAACAUUCUCAGAGGCUUACUUUACCAAAAAAACUAGUGGUGGUAUCCUUUAGUGGUAAGACCUUGCAAAAUGUCCUAGUUCCUUUUUCUUGUUUAACCCUGAGGUUCAUUUUUUGUGGCAGGUAUUUAAUUAAUGAAAAGUUGUAUAGCCACCCUGAGGUUUAUCUUUGAAAACAGUUACAAGUGCAUCUUGAUCUUCCUUUGUGUAUGCAGAUUCAUUCUCGUUAGAGUUCUUAAGAGUCAAAGAAAAUUUCUACCAUGAUACAUGUUUUCAUGCAGAAUGUCAUAAGGGUUGCUUACAUUACUUUGUGCGAACAGAUUACAUAGGAUAUGUUACUUUUCUGGCCUGUCUAUCCUCUUUGAACUAAAGAAAUGACUAGUUGAGGUCUAUUUCAGGUAACAAAAUUUGAAAUGUUUUUGUUAGUUACCAAAUGUCUUGCCUUAAAAAAGCAUUUUAAGCACAUUUUUGGUUAUAUUUGAGAGUUUAAAUUACUGAUUUUUAUUCCUUAACUACUCUUAGAAAUAAACCACUGCUUAUAUAUUCAUGGCUAUUAUGUAUUCUCUCAGUACCCUUGGUUGAUGAGAUAUUUUAGGGUUUUGUGUUUACUAUGGAAAUAAGGAUUUUUAAAAAUAUGGUAAUAUCUCUAAAGGAAGACAGUUCUACUGUCAAGAUAAUUUCAUCAUUCCCAAAUUUUAUCUAAACGAAAAAGCAAUUUAGCUAGGUGAUUUUUAAGAUGUCUUUGCUGAGAAAAAUGAGAGCUUUUGUUGUGAAGAAUUCUUGAUUCAGCAGUCUCUGCUUUCUUGGGAGGCAGUAGGAAUCACUAACCACAUUUACCCAGAUGAAGGAUCAGUAAAUUGUAGACAUGAGGGAAACUUGGUGACACAUGCUAAUCUCACAGACCAGUUUGUUUAUGAUAGGCUGACUUAGGGGGUUUUGCAUCGGAAAAGCAGCACAUUCUGUCCCUACCCUUCUAGGAUGCCAAGUUAUGGUACCAGUGUGUUAAUUUGAGAAUUCACAGCUAUAUUAAUAUCUGAAAUUUGAUUGCUGUAAGCUGACGCGUGUAAGCCAAACAAUCAGAAGUUUGCUUGUUUUGUAAGAGAAGUUUGCCUCUGAAACAUCUGUCUUUACAGUAGAGAUGAUCUUGCCAGUGGGUCUGGAAUGCUCCAAGUGUUUUAGGUCUGAUACUAUGCAUCCAUUUUUUAUCCCACAAUGUUAAUUAGGGCACAGCCAGCUUUUGCUUCUAUGACUCCUCUUUUUCUAUUAAUUUACUAGUAUGUAUUCUGCCUGAAGUUUCUUAAGGUAGCUUGAUAAGCAAGAUACAUUGAAGGUUGUUUGGCUAGGAGUAAUUCUGGUCUCAUAAAAGUGACUUAACCUGUUUGCUGUGAUUCAUUAAUCUCUAAAGUAAAUUCUGAGGGCUAAUUUCAUUUAUUUCUAAGUUUUGGGAAGAAGCCUCAUUUAAAGCCUGUUUAGUGGUUGGUUUUACUUUAUUUGCCUAUCGUUAAAUAAUGAGUACAUUUUUUUUUUAAGUUGUGUUUUUCAAGCAGCUUCACUUAGUUUGAAAAACUUCACAUGUGCUCAUUUGUUGUCAGCAAUAAUUGGGAUUUCAUCUUGUGAAUGUACUCAAAACCCCCGAGGACUAUUGAACAGGAUGUUUGCUGAUAGAAAAUCUAAAACAGGAGUUUGUCUAUAUG
Molecule: messenger RNA, 14220 nt
Organism: Hippopotamus amphibius kiboko
Lineage: Eukaryota; Metazoa; Chordata; Mammalia; Artiodactyla; Hippopotamidae
Gene: CCNT2
Product: cyclin T2
Exons: 8
Coding region: 7743-9530 (595 amino acids)
Biological process (GO): regulation of transcription by RNA polymerase II; positive regulation of DNA-templated transcription, elongation
Cellular component (GO): cyclin/CDK positive transcription elongation factor complex; nucleus
Molecular function (GO): cyclin-dependent protein serine/threonine kinase activator activity
Source: RefSeq, a predicted model, not a curated record